Messenger RNA from Racocetra persica, 189 nucleotides. NCBI's taxonomy places the organism in Eukaryota, Fungi, Glomeromycota, Glomeromycetes, Diversisporales, Gigasporaceae. The record is from the annotation of a GenBank genome assembly.
AUGUUUUUAGAAAAGCCUCCGACUGAAACUGGUGCUAAUCCUACAACUUCUAAUGUUGGAAUUGUUAGUCAAUUCAGUGAAGAACAACGAUUUAAACCCGCAUUAAAAGAUUUAGCAACUAUUCAUGGCGAUUAUGCUGAAUAUGGUGUUUUACAAUUAGAAUCACUAAUGGGUGCAAUUGAUGAGAUC